AUACAUCAACCAGCUUCUAUGGCUCAGUUGGUAGAGCGCAUGACUAGUAAUCAUGAGGUCCGCGGUUCGAAUCCGCGUGGAAGCAUUUUUUGCCCUUUCGCUUUUUGCCAUCCAUAUCAUCCGGUUUAGGCUCAACCAACGAUUAAUUGCUGUUCAUUCCGUUCAUCUUAAUAAAAUUCUUGGAAAGCAACCCUAUGCUCAUCAUUUGUUCUAUAACAUAGAAGCACUCUUGAAGAAGCUAGUGUAGUUGGCGGUCCACACCCACUCACCACUUAAUGAACCAAGGAAC
Aspergillus welwitschiae is the source of this 289-nucleotide messenger RNA. RefSeq lists its product as uncharacterized. The record is from RefSeq and is a predicted model, not a curated record. Bases 53 to 247 code for a protein of 64 amino acids. The transcript has a single exon. Lineage: Eukaryota; Fungi; Ascomycota; Eurotiomycetes; Eurotiales; Aspergillaceae.